AUGCCGGCAGUACGAAAAUACAUACAGUACAAUCAGAUCAUAAAACCCUGUUGUUGCAGGUCAGAUUGGGACCGUAUUACAAAGACUUUUCUUCUUUCUUCCUUUCUUUCUUUCUUCCUUCCUUCCUUCCUUCCUUUCUUCCUUCCUUUCUUUCUUUCUAUAAUCAUUCAUUCAUUCUUUCUUUCUUUUUUCUUUCUGUCUUUCUUUCCUUCCUAUCCGUUUACGACCACUUACAAAAAAUUCCUUCCUUCCUUUCUUUCAGCUUACGACCAUUCUUUUCUUUCUUUCUUUCUUUCUUUCUUUCUUUCUUUCUUUCUUUCUUUCUUUCUUUCUUUCUUUCUUUCAGCUUACGACCAUUUACAAAGACCUCCUUUCUUUCUUCAUUAUUUCUUUCGUUCUUUUUCAUUCAUUCUUUCUCUUUCAUUCAUUCAUUCAUUCAUUCAUUCUUUCUUUCUUUCUUUCUUUCUUUCUUUCCUUCUUUCUUUCUUUCCUUCCUAUCAGUUUACGACCAUUUACAAAAUCUUCCUUCCUUCCUUUCAGCUUUCGACCAUUUACAAAGACCUUCUUUCUUUCUUUCUUUCUUUCUUUCUUUCUUUCUUUCUUUCUUUCUUUCUUUCUUUCUUACACUCCGACUACAAAGAUCUAUCUAUCUAUCUAUCUAUCUAUCUAUCUAUCUAUCUAUCUAUCUAUCUGUCUCAUUCUGUUCUUAUCUAUCUAUCUAUCUAUCUAUCUAUCUAUCUAUCUAUCUAUCUAUCUAUCUAUCACAGUCUCUCCUUUUCUUUUCAUCGCAUUCUAUUCUAUUCUUAUCUAUCUAUCUAUCUAUCUAUCUAUCUAUCUAUCUAUCUAUCUAUCUAUCUAUCUAUCUAUCUCAUUCUGUUCAUAUCUAUUCGUGUGUGUGUAUCUCUUCCUAUCUAUCUAUCUAUCUAUCUAUCUAUCUAUCUAUCUAUCUAUCUAUCUAACACUGUGUUUAUCUAUCUAUCUAUCUAUCUAUCUAUCUAUCUAUCUGUUUACAUAUUUCUCACUGCUUUUGCGUCCAUCUAUAUACAGGACUGCACCCCAUUUUAUUAUUAUUACCAUCACUUUCGCUUUUGCUUCUUGGGAAGUUUGAGCGUCAGACUUCGAUACAUAUUACGAAAAUAA
Molecule: messenger RNA, 1140 nt
Organism: Acanthosepion pharaonis
Lineage: Eukaryota; Metazoa; Mollusca; Cephalopoda; Sepiida; Sepiidae
Source: the annotation of a GenBank genome assembly